Frankliniella occidentalis (western flower thrips) is the source of this 4704-nucleotide messenger RNA. RefSeq names its product sodium- and chloride-dependent transporter XTRP3. Gene Ontology annotation, biological process: sodium ion transmembrane transport. The transcript is spliced from 10 exons. NCBI's taxonomy places the organism in Eukaryota, Metazoa, Arthropoda, Insecta, Thysanoptera, Thripidae. The coding region runs from base 96 to 2285 and encodes 729 amino acids. Gene Ontology annotation, cellular component: membrane. The record is from RefSeq and is a predicted model, not a curated record.
ACCGUCUUCUCUUGUUCCAGGCGGCUGCUGCGGCGAGACUCCACCCGACACCGGGGCACAGCUCCGAUAAGGAAGAGGACCGUCCGCCGCACACCAUGGUCAGCAAGGCGGUUGACAACCGCAACGGCCACGAGCUGGCGCCCCUGCGCUCGGGGGCCGGCGGGGCGGGCGGGGCCGGUGGCGGCGUGCUCGGCCCCCAGGCGCAGGUGGCGGUGCCGUCGGCGGCGCAGGCCGACCCCUCCGGGGUCACCAUCGUCGUGACGCACGCGCCGCCCCAGCACCGCGGCUCCAUCAUCAGCAGGGCCUCGGCCGGCCCCGAGCGCGCCGCCUGGUCCAACAAGAUGCAGUUCUUCCUCUCCAUCAUCGGCUACUCGGUGGGGCUGGGGAACAUCUGGCGCUUCCCCUACCUCUGCCAGCUUCACGGCGGCGGCGCCUUCCUGCUGCCCUUCGCCGUGAUGCUGAUCCUCGAAGGAAUACCCCUGUUCCUCAUCGAGUUGGGGAUCGGCCAGAAGAUGCGGCUCGGCUCGAUGGGCGUGUGGAACACGAUCCACCCCUGGCUGGGCGGCAUCGGCCUGGCGUCGUGCAUCGUCACCUUUUUCGUGGCACUGUACUAUAACGUCAUCAUCACAUGGGUGUUCUUCUACCUCUUUAACUCAGUCAGAAGCCCGCUGCCGUGGGCGGACUGCCCCCAGGUCAACGGCACGGCCGUGGCGGAGUGCCUGCGCUCCUCGGAGACGGCCUACUUCUGGUACCGCACCACCCUGGACGCGUCGCCCUCCAUGGAGGCGCCGGGCGGCCUCAAGUGGUGGAUCGUGCUCUGCCUCCUGCUGGCCUGGAUCGUGGUCUUCUUCAUCACAAUGAAGGGCAUCCAGUCAUCGGGGAAGGUCGUCUACUUCACGUCCAUGUUUCCGUACGUGGUGCUCACCAUCUUCCUCAUCCGGGGGCUCACCCUGCCCGGCGCGAGCGCAGGCCUCAUCCACCUGUACACGCCCAAGGUGGAAAAGCUGUUAAACCCGGACGUGUGGCGUGAGGCGGCCACCCAGGUCUUCUACUCGUUUGGUCUGGCCUUCGGCUCCCUCAUCGCGUUCGGCUCGUACAACCCGCCCAAGAACAACGUGGUGCGCGACGUGGUGCUCGUCUCGGUCUGCAACGCCUUCACCGCAAUCUACGCCUCGCUGGUCGUCUUCGCUAUCCUCGGCUUCAAAGCGCACCUCAACGUGGAGCGCUGCCUGGAGACGAGUAAGCCGCUCGCCGCCAGCUUAGGCCUGCUGCCGAACGCCAACGCCACGCACGAGGAGUACUACAGCAUGCUGCAGAGGACGGCCAACCACACAGCCAUGGGGCUCGGGGAGUGCUCCAUGACGCAGCAGCUGGACGAGGCGGCCGAGGGCACGGGACUGGCCUUCAUCGUGUUCGCGCAGGCCAUCGUCGAGCUGCCCGUCGCGCCCUUCUGGUCCGUCAUCUUCUUCCUGAUGCUGCUGGCCUUGGGAAUCGGCUCUCAGAUCGGCAUCCUCGAGGGGAUGCUCUGCACCAUCUUUGACAUUGACCUCCUCAAACGCAUUCGCAAGGAGUACAUCACUGCCGGAGUUUGCUUGGUUUGCUUUUUGGUUGGACUUUUGUUCGCAAGCGGUGCUGGAGAGUACUGGCUUCAACUCUUCGAUUCCUUUGCUGGCACAGUUGGACUGGUGAUCAUAGCCCUUCUGGAAAUGAUAGCUGUCAUUUAUGUGUAUGGCCAUGAAAGAUUUACUCAGGACAUUGAAGACAUGACAGGAUACAGACCUGGCUGGUAUUGGCAGAUAACAUGGCGUUUUUUGUCUCCCCUCAUCAUGACAGGAAUCCUAGUAUCAUCAAUUGGGUACAUGGUUAUCAAUACUCCAAAAUACAAAGCUUGGGAUGCAGAUACGGGCAAGGUUGUGGCAAGAGAAUACCCUCCAUGGGUACUAGUUAUCGCCAUCACAAUGAUACUUGUUGGAAUUCUUCCAAUACCAUUAGUUUUCCUACUGCGUCGAUUCCAAUGUCUCCGAUUUGACAUCAACAUAAGCCAGGGAGUGAUUCGCAGAAUAGAUACAACAGUUUCAACAAAGGAAAUGAUGGGAGAUCAGGAUGUGCCUAGAGGGCUAAAAAGACAUUUUUAUAUGGACGAUGAAUACCAUGACGAUUUUCCUGACUCUGAUGAUGAUGACGACGAUGACAUGCCUCCAAGCACCACCAACAACAGAAGAUUAGCACCCCUCCCCCUCAGUCCAAAGAAGAAAGCAUUCAAAAUGGAAGUUAUGGACUUCUGAAAAUAGACAAUUAAUUAAUUAGAGUAAAAGAAGAAAAAAAAGUAAUUUUUGCCAAAGAGUGAAUAUACAAGUUUAAAUGUGUUUGUUUCUACUUGUGGUUUUCUGUAUAAUAUUUUUCUCAACAUUGCAGGGCAUUAGUUUUAUAUUACGCACAAACAAUGUGCAGUAAGUCAAUACUUGUUGCUGUUAGAAAAAAAAAUUGAGUUGCCAAAAUUGUCAAGUAAAUAAACUCUUUUCUCUACAAGUAAAUUUAACAAAUAUAAAAUGUUACUAGAAGGAAAGAGAUUAUUGCUCAUUGUGUAGAAGGCAGCAAAACCACCCCUUUUUCAAAGUGACAUGGUAUUUGCUGCAAAAAGUCAUGUUAAUUUUCUUUCUUCUAGAAUUGUACAAGGUGAAAAGGCAGAAGUAUUUUUCACCAAAAUAUAGAAAGACUGGAUUGUAAUAGUCUUCUGAAUCACAUGAUAAAUCUGUGACGAGAGAUUGUUAAAAAUCAUUUGACAUGUAGGCUCUUACUUUUAGAUAUGUGGUAAAGUUGGAUCACAUUGAAGUAUUACAGCUUCUUUUCCAUAUCAACCACAACUUUAAAAUCUCACAUCAGGUGGCAUGUGGCAUGUGGAACUAAUUCCAAGGCCAAAGCACUUUGCUUUGAUGAAAUUCUUGCACUAAAUAUUGAAAAACAAAAUAGCGGUUAAAAAAUUAAGUUCCUCUUUCACUUUCUUUUUUUGCUGCAAAAGUUUUUGAAAAGUCACUUUGGUUCAUCUUGUAGUUAAGCUUUUACUUAGCUCAGGUUACAGAUAAUUUAUUUGUAGAUGUAAAUGAAUCUCACUUAUGAUUGUCUUUCUGGAAAAGAAAUAAAACAGUCAGAAGUUUCGGUUGUAGUAAACUGACUGUGAGUUAAACUAUAGUAUUUUGAACUAUUACCGUAUAAGUAUUGUGUGCACACCUUUCAUAGCCUCCUCUUGAUAUGUGAAAAGAAAUAUUCCAUCUCCAAAUGUAUUAGGAAAAUUCCCAAAGGAAAUAUUUUGUGAAUGAAUACCACUAUAUGCUCAAUUAGCUACCCAAGCAGAUAUCUUAAGUUUUGAGAACAUUGAUAAUCUCUCUGUAAAUUAUAAAGAAAAUAUGAAUUAACAUUCAACAAAGGUUUAGUCUAAGAGAAACCAUGCGUCUAUAUCUAUCAGGGAGCAUCUGCUCACUAUGACAGAUUGCAGAAACCAUACUACACCCUCAGAUGUAUAAAAUAAAAAUCAUGAGACAAAUUCCAGGUCUUUUGAUACAAGAUGAAAAACCUGCAGGGUAAAUUAGUUUUCUUGACUCUAAAUUUAAAGCGAGAAAUGCAGACUCCCUGGGUAGAGGAUCAACCCGAUGAGACUGUUUAAAUUUCAUGUGCUACCUCUAUGAUGGAUUUUGGAAUUUUAAAAGUUGAGCACAAUCUGUUUGCACAAGCUUAAAAACAAAACAAAAAGCAGCACACAACCGAGUUAACUGUAAUAUAAGCAUGACAAAACAAAAAUGUAAAAUAGUUCUAUAUAUUAUUGCCAAAUGCCACUUCAAAGUGUUGACACCUGGAGUUGCUGGUGAAUCAAUCAAUGCCCAGAUUGAUCUCUCAAUUCUAACAAGCUAAAUUUAGCACAAAAAUAGACUGUAAUUUAAAGCUUCAAUUAAUUUGAACUGUGUAGAAGCAAUGAAAAAGUACAUAAAACCCAAAUGGCUAGUGAUGAUAAGGAAUGAGCAAAACCUCAACAGGAACAAAUGUUUGAAAGUUGAUUAGUGUUUGGAAUUUCCUUCUAUUUAUUUUGUAAGUGAAUGAGAUGGUAUUUUCAACUAAGUAUUUUAGAAAAAGAGAGAUCUGCUCACAGGUGAUGUGCAAAAAAAUUAAUGACUUGUUAUCGGAUUGUGGUAUUCAUUUUGUAGAGAUAUGACAAUAAACUGUGAUACCGAUAAGUAGAUGUAAUGCAUCAUAUGCUGGUGUGGAUUGAGUUAGAUAGGUAAAUUCACAUAACAAGAAGAGAAGACAACAUGCGCUUCAAUUUGAAGUGCAGUCUGUGAAGUGAUCUAGAGAUUUCAGUACCCAAACUGUUAUCUCCCCCUCCCAGGGAGAGGCAUGGAGACAAAAUAUGUGUGAUUGUGUUGGCAAACAUAAAGUCUACGUAAUGCUAAACUUUAUAAAUCUGUGCCCUAAUAGUUGUGGAAAAGAAAGAUAAGUUUGGAGAAAAAGAAAUGAUUAGGGUGCAUAUGUUGUAUUGUUGUUACUGUUUUUCUAAAUGUGAUGAUUGUGCAUUUCAAAAACCAAAUGUUCUUCAUGCUUGAUUCUCUAGAUAAGUAGCAUGUUUGUUCCUUACUGUAUGAAUUAGAUUUGAUUGACUCAGUAUUAGGGGCGAGCUGAUGAUGUGAUUAGAUUAAAUAUUUUAUGUCUUUAAAA